Aspergillus luchuensis is the source of this 321-nucleotide messenger RNA. RefSeq lists its product as uncharacterized. The transcript has a single exon. NCBI's taxonomy places the organism in Eukaryota, Fungi, Ascomycota, Eurotiomycetes, Eurotiales, Aspergillaceae. The record is from RefSeq and is a predicted model, not a curated record. The coding region runs from base 1 to 321 and encodes 106 amino acids.
AUGGGGAAGUAUAAUCGCAAUCAGUGGGCCACAUACCUGCUGAAAGAACGGAAUGGCCAAGGCAACAAGAGUCCUCCUGAGGUAUCUUUGUCGAAAGAGAUCGACCCACUGUUUAAAGCCGACAAGGAGCGGGUGACGAGCGUGGUCAGGAUAGUCCCUUUCGAGGAGCGCCUGCUGGAAUCGGACCUCCGACAAAAUUCCCUUCCAUUCCAAUUGCACCUUCUCCUCUUGCGGAGAACAUCUGCGCAAUUUGGCCAAACAGCCGAGAGAGUACUGAUCCCGACCUCUCAUUGCCAGCCAACGGGGCGAGAAGGGAAAUAG